Messenger RNA from Daphnia magna, 2439 nucleotides. RefSeq lists its product as uncharacterized. The transcript is spliced from 4 exons. NCBI's taxonomy places the organism in Eukaryota, Metazoa, Arthropoda, Branchiopoda, Diplostraca, Daphniidae. The record is from RefSeq and is a predicted model, not a curated record. Bases 274 to 2133 code for a protein of 619 amino acids.
CAUAUUAUUAAAAAUUAACGAUGCCCCCUAGCGACCUUCGUUUUUCAUUGUUCAAAGGGGAUUCGUCCUGACCUUGUCCAGUUCUGCCCCAGCCCAUGACACGUGACCUAUUGCUCCUCUUCAAUCUCACUCAUCUCUAAUCUUUUUUUGUCGUUGGCUUAAAUUAACAUAUUUUAUUUGUUAUUGUAACUUACCAACAAGUUGUCAAUGUCUAAGAAAUUUGCGUACAUAUCUAUUUGUGUGUAUCUUCCUGACAUUGGGUUCGAUUGAGCCAUGUCCACCAACAGAAAACCAUAUCAGAAUCAUGGCUUCCAAAACCAAUCAUGCCACGCCGGCAUGGUUCCUCCCUAUCUGAAUCUCGAACGGCCAGCAAAACCUGAAGCUUUUAUUACUGAUCCCUUCAUGUUUGAUCCAGUUAUACAAAAUAGGCAAGCACCUGUAGGAUCUCAUGAGCAUGCUGUCGACAUCUUCAGCACAGAUUACAAGUAUCAGCCUGGCACUUGGAAUGAUGAUUGCCAUGAUGAUGCAGAGCAUGUGGCAUUUAAUCUCUGUGAGGAUAAUCAAAACUUUAUCUACUGGAAUGACCCAUUCACCAAAGGCAAUUUCACGCAGCUGGCUCCUUCAAUAAACCCUUAUGCCACGACAUCAGUAAUGCCCAUAUUGCAAGAUAUAUCUUCCCCUUGUGUGCCCUUGAAACAAAAUCACCAGAUAGAAGAACUACUAUCGGCGAAGGGGACAUUACUUACAUCGAGCGAAGAAAAGUCGAGAGAGAGUCAAGUAUGCCCUAUCUGUGGGCGUACAUUUGUAUACCAAUUAAACUUUGCAAAGCACUUGGCAGCAGCAGGCUGUUGUCAGCCUCCAUGCAAAAAGAGCCGAAUGGAUCCUGAGCCUGAUACAAAAGAGACAUUCAAAUCUAAUACCCUGCCACGAACCAGCCGUUCCAAGAAAAUAACACGGUCCAAUUCAACGAAGUCACGAAAGAAACAAACUAUUCCAUCAUUAAAAAACCAUCUACAAGAGUAUCUACCGAACACGGAAAUCAUUUCCAAUUUUCAAGGGGCUCCAAUGAUGACGGAUUCAAGAGAACAAGAGAACAAGACACUUAGGGUUACGAAACAACGGCCUGCAUAUGCUUCAGGUCCGUUCGAAGCACAAACCCUUUCUCAUAGUCUGCAAGAGUCUACGUACUGCAGUUUUUGUGACUUGCAGUUGAAUUCAGAAAAUCUUUAUCAACGACAUCGCCUUGCUCAUGCCCUUGUGAUCCAGCUUACCCGUUGCCUGGUGCACUCUCUACCAAGAAUUUCAUCUCCACAUAAUGAGACAGCCUGUGGCAGCAAUUUGGCCGUCCUCGAUGAUUGGUUGAGUGACCAAAUCCGUUGCAAUAUUAAUGACGACAACUGGUUGAAACUUUCUGUUCAGGAAGUGGAGCAAGUACUGGGCAACAGCAACAUGGAUGUAGAUAUCCCACAACGCCAUGGAAUUCAAGAUAAUGCUGGGUUCCAGAACAUUGUUGACCUUCUAGUUAGCCAAGAUUUGAAUCUCACUCCGGCUAGUGAGUUUGUCGAUACAACAAAAGUAUUGGAUUUCAUUCCGCUAGAAACGGAAAAAUCUGUUGAAACAACUUGUAUAUCUACCUCCGUCACGUACGAUCCGUCCCUAAUUCAGCCAGUGUGCAGUAUGCCGGAUCAGCCCAUGAACGUUCCAGUUGGCAGUGACUUACUGGCAACCGAAGUGGCUAAUCCAGUUUGCCAGGCACACGGAAUUGAAAUGUCAGAUGUUACCGGAUGCACGUCUUCUGCUUACUCACAGAAUUUCUACGAUUUUAAUCAAACGGAGGGAUCUUUCAAGUCAAUUAUCACAGAUCUUGAUGUUGUGGAAAGGCAAAUGGCUAGCCUUUUGAAGACUUACGAAUCUCUUUCACCGUCGGACAGUGGCGAAAAUCUUACCCAGACUGAACUGGAAUUUCAGCAUAUUUGCAACGGCCAUUCGCAGGAUAAGUUUGCGAUGCACCACAUCACUUCCUCACGAACGGCUGAAUAUCCUUACACUUGCAAACCCGAUGUCGAACUCGUAAAUCCCUCGAGUUGCAAAAUGUUGCCCAUAUUGGGAGACGUUGACCCUUCGACUUACUAACUCGAUCGACCAGUUAGAUCAACAACGCCAGAGGAAGAAGAAAAUCUAACCUACUGACGUCACCUUGCACCGUUACCCAGUUGCGCAAGUGGCACUGCCUAACCGUUGGAAGUUCUUACCUGAUUUUCAGUUUAUUAAUAUUUUUCGUUUUCAGCUCACAUCCGAAUGGGUGGCAAUCCCUUCAUAUCUAUUAUAUCGUUUUAAAAAAACUAUUUGGUCAAAUUGUAGAAAGAAACAAAAAAAAAGUUAUUUGUUAUGACAGAAAAAGAAAAAGAAAAAAAAAAUAGAAAGUUUCUCGUACAGCAA